Molecule: messenger RNA, 1329 nt
Organism: Salvelinus sp. IW2-2015
Lineage: Eukaryota; Metazoa; Chordata; Actinopteri; Salmoniformes; Salmonidae
Source: RefSeq, a predicted model, not a curated record
AUGUACAAAGUCAUCAACAUGGGCCUUCACUACAUCCUCCAACACCUCAACAACCCAAGGACAUACACAAGGAUAUUGUUUGUGGACUUUAGCUCAGCCUUCAACAUAAUCAUUCCGGACCUGCUACAGSACAAACUCACCGAGCUGAAUAUUGAUAGCUCAACCAUCAGCAUGGCCAAGUCAUUCAAAUUCCUGGGGACCAYCAUCUCCCACAACCUCAAGUGGGAGGACAACAUCACAGUGUCUGGUUWGGGUCUGCAUCUGCCUGUUGUAUGGGUAAACUGCAGCGCAUCGUCCGGUCACCUGCCCCCGGAAGUGUGCAGAUACCCUGCUACCCCCAAAAUGAUUAUCUUCAGGCAUAGAAAAGGCCGUCUUAUCACCGUUCUACUCAUCACUAUCUUUGUGUUACAUACUGGACAGCUAUUCUCCAAGUCACUUGUUGAUUCGGCAAAAAUUGCCCUUCGGCUGCUGGGCAGGAAAAUCUUUCCAAGUCAUUGUGCAUGUAUCAAAUGUAUGACUCAGCCGGAUGAUGACCUCUGGUUUCAGAAGCGCUUCAUCAGGUCUAUCAAACCAUUUCUGACCAGAGAGAACAAGAAACUUAAUGAAGAUACCAGAGCAUGGUGGCAGACAUUGCAGAAUGACAGUAGCACAGCCACCUUCGGAGAGGUGGUGGAGCACUUGUUCCAGGUCAUCCCUGGUGAUGACCUCUACAUGGAUGCGGGCCCUGAGCGCUGUAGGACCUGUGCUGUGGUGGGGAACUCUGGGAACCUCAAGGGCUCCCACUACGGAGCCCUCAUCGACUCCAAUGAUGUCAUCAUAAGAAUGAACAAGGCUCCUACCUCUGGCUAUGAGGAGGAUGUAGGAAGCCGGACCACCCAUAAAGUCAUGUACCCAGAGAGUGCUAUAGAUCUGGACAACACCACCAGGUUCCUGCUGAUCCCUUUCAAGACUCUGGACCUUCAGUGGCUACCCGGCGCCAUCACCAAUGGAUCUAACAGCCUUUACUCAUAUUUACCUCUUAGACCAAAGAUAAAGGCCAACAAAGAUUUGGUCUUGGUUCUUAAUCCUGCAUUUAUGAAAUAUGUUCAUGAAGUCUGGCUUGACUAUCGAGGCAAAUACCCCUCCACUGGAUUCAUGGCUUUAAUAUUAGCCAUACACAUUUGUGACCAGGUGAAUGUGUAUGGAUUYGGAAAAGACAAAGAUGGCCACUGGCACCACUACUGGGAAGCACUAACCAAUAAAUGGCUCAAAACUGGAAUACAUGAUGGAAACUAUGAGUGCAAGGUCAUCAUGAAGCUCUCGGAAAAAUUCAAACUACAGAUAUAUUAA